Messenger RNA from Rotaria socialis, 3510 nucleotides. Lineage: Eukaryota; Metazoa; Rotifera; Eurotatoria; Philodinida; Philodinidae. The record is from the annotation of a GenBank genome assembly.
AUGGGACAAACCUCGUCGAUGACACGUUUUUUUCGUGAUAUUAGAAAUGCUGUGACAAACAAAAGAAGGAGCAGUCAAAAUCCUAUAAGAACAAUAACAACUGACAGUGAUAUUGAUUCAAAACGGAUAAUAACGAUAAAUCGUGGAGCACAACCAAUUAAAUCUAUAACGAAUCAUAUUAGUACAAGCAAAUAUUCAAUUAUAUCAUUUUUACCGAAAUUUCUUUUUGAGCAAUUCCGUAAAUAUUCAAAUAUAUUUUUCCUUUGCAUUGCUGUGCUCCAGCAAAUUCCUGGUGUUUCACCAACUGGAAGGUAUACCACAGCUGUUCCACUAUCGAUCAUUCUUUGUUGUGCAGCUAUUAAAGAAAUUAUUGAGGAUGUGAAACGACAUAUACAAGAUGGUUCAGUGAAUAAAAGAAAAGUUUUAAUUUAUCGACAUGGCAACUGGUUGUAUACAACUUGGCAAAGAGUUAAAGUUGGCGAUAUUGUGAAAGUACUUGACAAUGAAUUUUUUCCGGCAGAUCUUGUUUUACUUUCAUCAGGUGAACCGAAUUCGAUAUGUUAUAUUCAAACAUCUAAUCUCGAUGGUGAAACUAAUCUCAAAGUUCGACAGGGAUUACCGCAAACUGCUAAUAUGAUAUCAAGUGUACAAUUACGAGAUUUAUUUGGUGUAAUCGAAUGUGAAUUACCUAAUCGGAAUUUAUAUGAAUUUGCAGGAACACUAAAACUCAAUAAUGUUGCUCAUCCAAUUCCAUUAGGCGCUGAUCAAAUACUUUUGCGUGGUUCACAAUUAAAAAAUACUGCAUGGAUUUAUGGACUUGUUAUUUAUAACGGACAUGAAACAAAAUUAAUGAUGAAUUCAUCGUCUGUGCCUUUCAAACGAACUAAUGUUGAACAAGUGACUAAUAGUCAAAUAUUGUUUUUACUUGUACUUCUGAUAAUCAUAUGUUCAUUCAGUACAAUAGCAGGAGAAAUUUGGAAUUAUAGAAAUAAAAUAGCACAUUGGUAUCUUGGUUUGGCAUAUGCUACUGAUGAUAAAGCAACUGCUACAGCACCCAAUCAUUUUGGUUAUACAUUCUUAACAUUCUUUAUUUUAUUUAACAAUUUAAUUCCUAUUUCAUUACAAAUAACAAUUGAUCUUGUGAAAUUUAUUCAAGCAUAUUUUAUCAACUGGGAUGUCGAUAUGUAUGAUCGAGAAACUGAUACACCGGCAAAUGCAAGAACAUCGAAUUUAAAUGAAGAACUUGGACAAGUGAAAUAUAUUUUUUCUGAUAAAACUGGUACAUUAACGAAAAAUGUCAUGGUUUUUAAACAAUGUACUAUUGGUGGUAUUAUGUACGGAUCUGGAAAUAUUGCAGAAUUUAAUAGUUAUGAAUUACUGAAAAAUUUAGAACAACAUAGUACUGGUAAUCAAAUACGCGAAUUUCUUGCUCUUCUUGCAACAUGUCAUACAGUUGUACCCGAGAAUAAAAUGCAUACUGAUUUAUUAAAUGAUAUUGUUUAUCAAGCAUCAUCACCAGAUGAAUAUGCGUUGGUAUCAGCAGUAAAAGAAAUGGGUGUGAUAUUUUUUCGUCGUACACCGGAUAGUGUCAUUAUUAAUUUUCGAGGCGAAGACGAAGCAUACGAAAUUUUGAAUGUACUUGAAUUCAGCAGUGAUCGUAAACGGAUGAGUGUUAUUGUUCGAACAGCCAAAAAAGAAAUAAAAUUAUUUUGUAAAGGCGCAGAUAGUGUAAUUAUGGAACGUCUUGUUGCAAACGAUCCUAAUGUUCCAUUAACAAUGGAACAUUUGGAGAGUUUUGCUAAAGAUGGUCUUCGUACAUUAUGUCUUGCUUGUCGAAUUUUAACAAAUGAAGAAUAUAAUGAAUGGUCACUUGAAUAUCGACAAGCAUCAACUGCAAUCAAUAACCGCCAUGAAUUAGUUGCUGAAGUAGCAGAGAAAAUUGAAAAAGAGUUAAUUUUAUUAGGCGCUACUGGCAUUGAAGAUAAAUUACAAGAUAAUGUUCCAGAAAGUCUUUCUAUGUUAUUAAAAGCUGGCAUUAAGAUUUGGGUAUUAACUGGUGAUAAAAAAGAAACUGCAGUUAAUAUUGGUUAUUCAUGUAAACUUUUAUCUGAUCAGUUACUUAAUCUAACUCUUGAUGAAGCAACGCUUGAUGAUACUCAACGACAAUUACGUGAACAUUGUCAAACAUUUGGUGAAUCAUUACGUAAAGAAAAUCUAGCGUCACUGAUUAUUGAAGGAAGAACACUAAAAUAUGCAUUGUCACCAACAUGUCGGCAAGAUUUUCUCGAUUUAGCUGUAUCAUGCAAAACUGUUAUUUGUUGUCGUGUUAGUCCAAAACAGAAAGCCGAAGUUGUUGAACUUGUAAAACUAUCAACUGAUGAAAUAACAUUAGCAAUCGGCGAUGGAGCCAAUGAUGUUGGCAUGAUUCAAACAGCACAUGUUGGUGUCGGAAUCAUGGGCCGUGAAGGUGUACAAGCUGCAUGUGCGGCAGAUUAUACAAUUGGACAAUUUCGAUUUUUAACAAAACUAUUAUUUGUACAUGGUGUUUGGAGUUAUCGUCGUCUAUGUAAAGUUUUACUUUAUUCAUUCUAUAAAAAUAUUUGUCUUUAUGUUAUGGAGCUUUGGUUUGCAUUUCACAAUGGAUUUUCGGGACAGAUUUUAUUUGAACGAUGGACUAUUGCAAUAUACAAUGUACUAUUUACAGCAGCACCACCAAUGGCACUUGGUUUAUUAGAUCGAUGUUGUAGUGCUGAAACUAUGAUGCGAUUUCCAGCUAUGUAUAAAAUGUCACAAAAUAGAUCAGAUUUCAAUAUUAAAGUCUUUUGGACAUGGUGUUUGAAUGCUGUUUAUCAUUCCAUUAUUCUUUAUUUUAUGUCGUAUGCAAUGUUGCGACAUGAUGUUGCUCAUUCUGAUGGAACGGUUUUCGGUAGUCAUUUAUUUCUUGGCAACUGCGUCUAUACUUAUGUCAUCUUCGUCGUUUGCCUCAAAGCUGGACUUGAAAGUGAUUCAUGGACGUUUCUAACGCAUGUUGCAAUUUGGGGAAGUAUAGCAUCAUGGUUUUUGUUUUUCAUCGUAUACAGUAGUAUAUGGCCAACUAUACCCCUAGCACCAGAAAUGCGUGGCAUGGCAAAAUAUGUUUUUUCGAGUAUGUACUUCUGGCUUGGUUUAAUAAUAAUUCCGAUAACUGCAUUAUUCGCUGAUUUUAUCUAUAAUUGUUUACAAAGAACAUUAUAUAAAACAUUAAUGCAAGAAGUGCAAGAAAAAGAAGUUGCAAAUCAAGAUCCAUACGAUUUAGUUAUGGCACGGCAAACAUCAACGGUUUCACGUGUUGCUGAACGAUUAGCAUUAUUAAAAAGUGUUUUUAUUCGAACACGAACACCAAAAAUGUCUGGAAUUAUUCCUGGACCUUAUCAUGGAUUCGCUUUUUCGCAAGAAGAAGAUGGAGUUGUUCCACAAGAUCAAUUGAUUCGAAAUUAUGAUACGAACAUUGAAAAACCAUUAGGAUACUGA